AUGAAAUUUCGAUGGUGGGUAAGUUUAUACGUGGACAAAUACCAGAAGUUCUUCAUGAAGAAACUGUACAACAUGGCACAAGGGAGAUUCAACCCACCCGACACUGCAAUGCCGGGAACCACCGUGACUCUUGUAAAAACUAGCAAAAGCAAUGAGUAAGAAAGCUUCAAAUCCUCCAGUUCAAUGGCCUCAAGUCUCUCCUUAUUCUUUUCUACCUCGUUUCUCUGCAAAUCUUUUACCUCUAUUUUUUUCAUCCAACCACUCAAAGCCAUCAACAUAUAACUCCUCACUGAAUCUUAUUUCUCUGUUGAAACACUGCCGCAGUAUUCAACACUUGAAGCCUUUGAAAUCUCUUCUCAUCGUCCACGGUCUUACAAAAAACAAUCCUUUCCUAGGAGAAUUUUUCAAGUCCUGUUUUCAUCUGGGUGCUCCAGGUCUAGCUCUCUCUGCAUUCCAAACCAUUAAAAACCCAUGCAUGUUCUUGCAGAAUUUAAUGGUCAGAAAUCUUUGCAAUUAUGGGCUAUAUGAAGAUUUGUUAUGUCUCUAUAUGAAAUGCCGAGUUUCGGGUUGUUCGUCUGACGAGUUCACCUUUCCUUUUGUGAUUAAAGCAUGCUCGUCUUUGAGGGCGCUUGGGAUUGGAAGAGAAAUUCAUUGUAUUGUCUUGAAAACGGGGUAUGACAAAAAUCUUGUCAUACAAACAGCUCUAGUUGAUUUCUAUGCAAAAAAUGGCGAUAUGGAGACUGCGCGUGUAUUGGUUGAUGGAAUUUCACAACCAGAUUCGGUGUCUUGGAAUGCUUUAAUUGCUGGCUAUUCUUCAAAUGGGCUUCAUCAACAAGCGUUUGAGACUUACAGGCGGGCUCUGGAAACGGGGUUAAAACCUAAUGUGAGCACUUUGGCAAGUGUAAUUCCUGUGUGCACCCGUUUGGGUUUGUUUCAUUUUGGUAAAUCUCUUCAUGGCUUUAUCGUCAAAUCUGGAUAUAUGGGUGAUUUGUUUUUGGUGCCUGCUUUGAUUUCAAUGUAUACUGGUGAUUUUGAUUUAUCUAUGGCAAGAAAGUUAUUUGAUUCUGUGGUGGAAAAAAAUGUUACUGUUUGGAAUGCCAUUAUAUCUGCUUAUACACAAAGCAAAAAGUUUUUUAAAGCUUUUGAGAUGUUCAGGGGAAUGGUCCGAGGUAAACUGAAGCUUGAUUUGGUCACUUUUGUGUCCAUUAUUCCAUCAUGUGAAGAUUAUAGUUGCAUUGAUCAUGGUGAAUCCCUUCAUGCUUGUGCAGUAAAGCAUGGAUUAGAAAAUCAGCUUUCUGUUUCAACAGCAUUCUUAUCAAUGUAUGCGAAGUUUGGAAAUUUUGAUUUGGCCAAGUACUUAUUUGAUCAAACCCCAACUAGAAACCUAUUGUCAUGGAAUGUAAUGAUUUCUGGAUGCUCAAGUAAUGGGCUAUGUGAUGCAAGUUUAGCUGUAUUUCGAGAAAUGCAGAUUGAAGGGUUCAACCCUGAUGCAGUAUCCCUUAUUAGUGUCAUUUCAGCUUGUUCCAAACUAGAGGUCAUUUUGCUUGGUAAAUCUGCCCAUGCAUUUAGUCUCAGAAAAGGUUUAGAUGCAAACAUUGAUGUAACAAAUGCACUCCUGAUGCUUUACUCCAAUUGUGGUAAACUAUCCUAUUCUUUUAAGCUUUUUUACAGGAUACCCAUAAGAAAUUCUGUGUCAUGGAAUACUUUAAUAUCUGGAUGCAUACACAGUGGAAAAGUGAAAGAAGCAAUGAUUCUUCUUGAGCAAAUGCAGAAAGAAGGAACAGAGUUGGACAUGGUUACCCUGAUAAGCAUUAUCCCUUCUUUCAGUGAGAAUGAAAAUUUGAAGGAAGGAAUGGCUAUUCAUGGUUAUGCUGUAAAAACUGGGUAUACUUCUGAUGUUUCUUUAACAAAUGCACUAAUUACCAUGUAUUGUAACUGUGGAAAUCUUAAUGAUGGGAGGCUACUCUUUGAAGUCAUGCAUGAGAGGGAUCUGGUCUCAUGGAAUUCUAUAAUAAGUGCAUGUCGAUAUCACAACUUACAGAAUGAGGUUUUGGUCUUGUUCAGAGAGAUGAGAAGAGAAGGUCAGAGGCCAAAUCAUGUAAGCUUGCUGAAUUUGUUGCCUGCAUGUUGUACUGAGGUGCAGGGUAAAUCUGCACAUGCUUUUGCAAUUCGAACAGGAUUUGUUCAAGAAACUCCGCUUCUUACGUCUCUCAUAUUCAUGUAUAAUAGAUUUGAAAACACAAAACUAAGUCUAUUAAUUUUUCAAAUGGCAGACAAGAGGGAUAUUUCUUUGUGGAAUGCUGUUAUGUCUGUGCAUAUCCAAAUAAAAAAUGCCAAACAAGUCAUUGCUUUCUUCAGUGAAAUGUCAUUAAUGGACUUGGAGCCCGAUAAAGUAACAGUUAUGAGUUUAAUAUCAGCAUGUGUUCAAUUAAAUAGCCUGAACCUUGCGCACUCUGUGAUGGCUUGGUUGAUACAGAAGGGCUUUGAUAAGGAUGUGACUGUCAGCAAUGCCCUCAUAGAUUUAUAUGUAAGAUGUGGAAACCUUUCUUUUGCGGUAAAGCUAUUUGAGAGCUUGCUUGAAAAGGAUCCUGUUUCUUGGGGUAUAAUGAUCAAUGGGUAUGGAUUACAUGGAGAUAUUGCAGCUGCCCUUGAUCUUUUUGUGAAAAUGCAAUUGUCAGGGUUGAGACCAAACGAAAUUAUCUAUUCAAGUAUCCUGUCAGCUUGCAGCCAUGCAGGAUUAAUUGGACAAAGCCAGUUAGUUUUUAACUCUAUGGUAGAACAUGGCAUAUCACCAAAAAUGGAGCACUAUGCAUGUAUGGUAGACCUGCUUGGAAGAGCCGGUUACUUGAACGAGGCUUUUAACAUAGUUAAGCAACUUCCCUUUAAACCCUCGGUAAGCCUGCUUGAAUCUUUGUUGGGUGCUUGUAGAAUCCAUAGCAACGCUAACCUUGGAGAAAAAAUUAGUGAAAUGCUGUUUGAAAUUAACCCAGAAAAUUCAGGAUCAUAUGUUAUGCUUCACAAUAUCUAUGCAUCAGCAGGAAGGUGGGAAGAUGCCAACAGAGUGAGGUCUGAAAUGGAGAAAAAAGGAUUGAAAAAAAUGCGUGGUUUCAGUUUUGUGUGAGAUGAGCAGUUGUGAUAAAGUAUCAUAGGGAUAAAGGAGUAACAACAGUUUCAGUAGUGGCAAUCCUGUGAACAAUUAAUAGGAACAUUUCUCCCUACAUUAGCAUCAAGUGAUGUUGAACGUUCUCAGGAGAAGCCCGCCUGAACCCCAGCAAGAACAUGUAUUCCAUUGCUAGGAAGGGGUUUUACAGUAUUGGAGAUUUUAUGAUCUAAGCUAAGGGCUAAUUCAUUGGAUUGUCAAUUAAGACUACAUAUUUAGAACACCUGGGUAGGCGUGAGGGGCUUAUAUGAUGUUUACUUAAACGUUUACAGCACUUAAUAAAGUGUUGUCUGACAGUUAGGGAGAUUUUGUUGUAGGAAUUUUGUUUUGCAAAAUGGGGUUGUUAGUCAUAGUACUUCACAUGGAGUCUAACUCUGGCCGGACACUUUAUAGGAGGUUAUUUAGCAAUUUGCUGCAAAAGAACCAAGAGACAUUGACAUUCCCAUACUGAGAAUACUCCAGGAUCUACUGAAAGGAAUGUUAAGUUUUUAUAGAUUGAUUGAUUAAUUGGUGGAAGGUAGACCUUGAUUUAAGGAAAUUCAUUCUUAUAAAUUGAUUGUAAAGUUUGGUUAUAAAAGAUCAUUAAAUGAAUAACACAUUAUAUAUUUUUUUA
Mangifera indica (mango) is the source of this 3773-nucleotide messenger RNA. RefSeq names its product putative pentatricopeptide repeat-containing protein At1g69350, mitochondrial. Gene Ontology annotation, biological process: RNA modification. Bases 152 to 3121 code for a protein of 989 amino acids. Gene Ontology annotation, molecular function: protein binding; RNA binding. The record is from RefSeq and is a predicted model, not a curated record. Lineage: Eukaryota; Viridiplantae; Streptophyta; Magnoliopsida; Sapindales; Anacardiaceae. The transcript has a single exon.